AUGGUGGUACCCCGGCCACCGAACGUCACGUUCGGGCGGAUCGUGCGUGCUGUUGCGCUGCAGCAGAUUGGAUAUGGCUUGUUCCUGAUCCUCGUGUUUGUCCCUGUCUACCUGGCCAAGUGUCCAAACUGGUGCAGCCAGCACGGCAUCUGCACCGGGCCUGGCGACGAUGCCUUCUGUAUAUGCGAGAUGGGCUUCCAGGGCGACGAUUGUGGAACGCGGUUGUGCCCUAAGGGCGACGAUCCUCUCACCACCGACCAGGCCGAUAGGGUCCUUCUUCUACGCACGACGGCGGAAGAAGGCCCCAUCAGCGGCGAGCUGACGGUCACGUUCAACGGAGAGUCAACGACUCUAAACGCCGACGCGCGUCAGACAGGGGACCUGGAGUGUGCCGCUGCUCUCCAGAUGCUGCCAAACAUCGACCGCGUAGGGUGUCAAAGAGGCGCCGUCAGCGAGUUCGGCGGUACAGACUAUGUCAUAUCACUCCUGAGGUUUCCCACCACACCCUGGGAAAACAACCUUUACGGACACUCUGGAAACCCUGCUUUGGAGGCUUUCUCGUGCAAUAUAUCGAGCGAAGCGGAUUCCGCCGCUUCGUCUUCGUGCGAGCUCAUCGACAUGGUCACCGAGAAUGUCAAAGAGUACAUGGAGUGCUCAGGACACGGAAGGUGUGUGAGAGAGACGGGCCGUUGUGAGUGCACUUUCGGUUUCGGCGGAGAGGCCUGCGACGACAUCUCUGACUCGGACGACGCGCAGGUAAUCCUGGCGGAGGGCCCGUUUUUUACGGGAGCUACUCUCAAGCUUAGGGCCAACCGGGGGCUCAGCACCGACUACGACCUCGUCAGGGCUAUUGCUGGACGACACGACGUCAUGACGCUUACUGGUGCGGGCGAUCUAGUCCUUCACGAAGGUUCUUUGCACAUUCAGCCCCCGGCGUCAAUCUACCCGGGAUAUGACCCCGCGGGGACCGGUACAACCUUCCCCGCCGAGGAGCACCCCCAGUGGAACACUAAACGCCCGCCAAAGGCCUUGACCGUUUCGGGUGGUUCUCUCAACGUACGUGGCGGAGGGGCAGAGGUCCUGUCUACUCGUGAAAACGCCCCUGGGCUUCUGGUCUCAGUCGGUCCUUUUGAUUGGGAUGAUCUAGAGGAAGAAGGGGGCAAUGGGGCGUUCCACGGAAACGGUACCGACAGGCGGGACGAGGAACAGGCGUUUUCGUACGCCGGAGCAGCCUUGGCGGUGAACGUUCGGGAGUCGGGCCCGGGCACGGGAGCGAAAAGUUUCCGACUCCUUGAGCUAUCGGUCGGAGGAGAGGGUGCUAGCGAGGAAGAAAACAGCGGCGGCCAGAAACAGGUUUUGCUUUCGGUGGGCGGCGACGGAAGGGUGCUAAUGACCGGCGGAGGUGGUGUCCUUCUCGAGGAGGGAGACCUGGAGGUUUCUGGGGGUGGUGCUACGUUCAAGGGGGAUGUCUUGGUGGGGAGCGGCCUUGGCGUCGGCGAUGGGGGGAUUUCUGUUUCCAGCGGUGGAAGCGUGGGCGUGACAGAUGGUCGACUCGAGGUCUCCACGACAUCAUCUGCUACACCGGGGCCGGCAGGAGAGGCCUGGGUUGUGACGGCAGCUCGCGCACGCUGUUCCUGGCAACUGCCAUAUGUAUUACGAGGGUGGUGACAGAAAUGGCAACCAGUCUCUGGCAGGGGAUGAUAACCUACGUAAAGCACAGCCCCUAGAGGAGGCAGAAUAUGCCACACUUAAUCCUCAGUCCCAGGUCCACCGGCCUUGACAUAAUGAUUCAUCGACACAUCCUAUAACCUCCAUUCCGUGCCCGCCUUCCGACUGCCUACAACCCAAGACCGCACAAGCUUAGCCGGUGCCGUCGGAGCAAUAUCUGCGAGCAAUCAAGAUUUUUCGGGAGACGUGCUGAGACUCGACGCAGGAGGCUCCAAGGCAGCAGCGGCGGGGGCAGUUCUGUUGCGUGCAUCGGCAGCUGGACAAGAUGUUUUUGAGGUCAAGGUGAGACAAGGUCGUCCUCGUCAAUUUUGCCAUUGUUGUUGUUGUUGUUGUGGUUAGUGUCAAUCUCACACAUCAUAACUAUGUAGCUCAGUGUUCGUUCCAUUACCACGGAGGAAGACUAGUACAAUAUCGCUUCCAGCAAAGGCGGGGGCGUACAGGGAGGGGAGAAGGAGAGAGCUAGAGAGAUAGCUAUUGGCAACAUCAAAGAUCAUCACCGCCGGAGCUUCACGCAUCCAACACCUCACCUUUACUCGCCCCUAGCCUAACCUACUCCUGCAUGCUCACAAUGACCUCGAACCUACACUUCAGUAGACAGCAGCCAUCC
Ectocarpus siliculosus is the source of this 2335-nucleotide messenger RNA. The record is from the annotation of a GenBank genome assembly. Lineage: Eukaryota; Phaeophyceae; Ectocarpales; Ectocarpaceae.